AUGGACGUUCAACACCUGCUGCAUCUGCACUGGCCGGUUCCCGCGUACCUCUUCAUCGUCUCUUGUUUGGCCUAUCUCUUCGGCCCAAGGCUCGUGAAACUCAUCAAUGCUACCACCUUGGGCGCGGGAGUAGAGAGCGUCCCUUACUCUUAUCGGACUUCAUCUGGUCUUGAUCAGGCGGAGAAAGGAAGUCUGAAAAGACCCGAGGGCAUGUCGGAUGACGAGGUGUUUCAAUUGGAGAAGAGGGCUUUUUUCAGCAAGACAUGGCUGUACGUUACACACCGCAGCAGGUUCGACAAGGUCGGCGACUACCACGCCUUCGACGUGGCGGGGAUUUCCUUCUUCGUCGUCCUCGGCAAGGACACGAGGCUCCGUGCGUUCCACAACGUCUGUCGCCAUCGGGCCUACACCGUCGUCCGGAAGGCCUGUGGAACCUCGACGCGCUUCUCGUGCAAGUAUCACGGCUGGCAGUACGACGAUGCCGGACGUCUGGUCAAGGCGCCCAAGUUCGACGAGUCGCCCGGCUUCAACCCCGAGGACAAUGGCCUGUGGGAGGUGAAGCUGAUUGUGACGAGGGAAGGCCUGGUGUUUGUCAACUUCGACGCGAGCACCAUGAACCUGCCUUUCAACAACGUCAAAUCUCACGUCGACAUGGGAAGUCGAUCGUGGGUCGACGGCAUGGACGUGACGUGUGCUGCCAACUGGAAACAGCUCGCGAACGAAUUCUCAAGCCAGGCACAAUGGUCCCAGAACCCGUUUGGCUGGUUCUCUGGCUUCCGUCGCCCGAAAAUGGCACGCCUUCUCGGCCCUCUCAGUCUGGUCAAGGAGCUGGACCAGGACCUGUGGUGCACCCUGACACUGCUCCCACAUUCCUCCCAAGAGGUUGUGGUCAGAUGCGACAUCUACGCCAAGCAAGGUGAUCAACAAACCCCGACAAACAACAACAACAACAACAACAACAACGCAGUACAGAGGUGGAAGUGGCUGCUGGAAAGGGAGCUGAUGCAACUGUCAAAAUCCGACCAGACCCAAGCUUCACCGCCCGCCGCCGGCUCAUACUUUGCAUACCAGUGUGGAGGGCGCACCAUUGAUUUGUUCGCAAUUCUCGCACAGCAUCAGAGGAGCGAGAAGAUGGCAAAGAAGAAGCUGCAGCCGGCAAUUCGGGUGACGGGGACAACCGACGUCGAUGCGGAAGCCGAGGCCCUGUGCGACAUCCUCGACGGAGUAAGCGACAACAGCCCGAGUCUGGAAAAGUUCUCUAGGAAAUCAAGCUUUCCCCAGCUGCUGGAAUGGUAG
Molecule: messenger RNA, 1296 nt
Organism: Exophiala spinifera
Lineage: Eukaryota; Fungi; Ascomycota; Eurotiomycetes; Chaetothyriales; Herpotrichiellaceae
Exons: 4
Coding region: 1-1296 (431 amino acids)
Molecular function (GO): 2 iron, 2 sulfur cluster binding
Source: RefSeq, a predicted model, not a curated record